AUGCAUACUCAGGAAGAAGCCGUUCGACUCAGAGAAGAAGUCAGCUAUAAAAGAUUUUAUCCUGAUUUAGAUGUCAACGAUGAUGUUGUUUUCACAAAAGAAACUGGAGGGCCGGGCCAGAUGGGCGGUGAUGAUGAAAAUGCAAGCUUAUUACAAUAUAUGACGUCGUGGAAGCAGUUAAUUGUGAAUGAUACAAUUACGAUGGAAAAGUUAGGUCCUCAGAUUAAACAUGCGGAGUUCAAACGUUGUGGGAUCCAGAUCUCUCAAUUGAACCCUCAGGGAAGAGUCAACAAGCAAUAUCUUCGAUAUGGUUAUGGCACGCAGAAUGGCCGCUGCUGUGCUUUAGACAAGAAGACAUACUGUAAAAAGACUGACAUUCUUCUAAGACAUAAAAACGAAUAUUUCGCAGACAUUUCGCCUUACCAGGUUAAUUUUAAGGUGGAGUAUGAUAUGGAUGAGCAAGAUGAUCUAUUUCUUCGGCAUUUGAACGAAUCUUUUAGCAAUCCGAGGAAUAAAAUUACCCAUGAGCUGUUUGAAAUAAUAAUAACAGUGCUAGAGAACGAGGCAUUCCACCUCGAGAAGAAAAUUCCGCCAAGAGUAUCUCCAACUUCAACUAAUGACACUCACGAAUCUCAUGCUGCUUGGAAGCAUCAUGAAUUGUACGGCUCAGACGAUGGUACUGGAUACCCGAUGGACCAACCGUGUGCUGUCUGUGGUGGGAUAGAAUGUGACAAUUCGAAUGCUAUUGUGUUCUGCGAUGGAUGUGAUAUAGCUGUGCAUCAGGAAUGUUACGGCGUUGUUUUCAUUCCAGAGGGCCAAUGGCUUUGUAGACGUUGUAUGAUUUCAAAAAAUCGGAAAAUAGGCUGCCUCUUCUGCCCGAGCACUACAGGGGCUUUUAAGCAGACAGAUAAUGGAUCGUGGGGCCAUGUUGUUUGUGAAAUUUGGAUACCUGAACUAUAUUUUGGAAAUUUGCACUACAUGGAACCUAUUGGUGGAAUAGAAAACAUUCCAAAAAGUAGGUGGAAACUUGUAUGUUAUAUAUGCAAACAAGAGGUAGGUGCUUGUAUACAAUGUUCGAAUAAGAAUUGCUUCGCUGCGUAUCAUACUACUUGCGCGAAACGAGCUGGCUUAUACAUGAAUUUCAAUGGAUGCACCGUUCAGGAAGCAGCUUCGAAGAGUAUGCCUCCGGGCGCAUUUCUAGAAAGUUACUGUCAUAAACAUUCUCCAAAAGGGUGGAAUGAUUGCGAAGAAGGAAUAAGGAAAACUAGAGAGUACUUUAAACAUGUUAAUGAUCACGAAACUUUGCUCAAUACCGUAGUUCCAACUAAUUCGAAUAAUUCAACGCAAAAGACAACCAAAAAUAAAUGGAAAACCAGCAGGGGAACUCUAAUAGCACCCCAGAAAUUUGCCGAUAUAGUACAGAUGAUUUUAAAGAGAUUUCAUAUACCAGAAACAGAACGUAUCUCUUUUGACUUUUGUAAGUACUGGACUAUGAAGAGAGAGUUGAAAAGGGGAGCCCCAUUGGUGAGGAAGUUUAGCCCUUCUUCUUUGAAUACAUUAAGCUCCGAGGAGUUACAGGAUCGUAUAGCAUUUUCAGAACUUCUUUUACAGGAUUUGAACCAGUUGGAGGACCUAGCUUCAACAUUCGUUGAGAAACAUAAAUGCAACGUUAAGAAAGUAGAAAAAUCGAAAAUUUGCUAUGAUAUCGCUUUUCAUCCGGUUCGUUACAUACUAAGAGAAUCGGUAUGGGAUAACCUGUCCAAAAGUUCAUCAUUUAAAACUUUCAUGCAAUUAGAAGAGUCUGCCGGCCUGGAUAUAUUACGUCCAAUUGAACAAAAACUUACAAAAGAUGAAUAUGAAUCUAUAUAUGAAUUUAAAAGUGAGGUUAUCGAGAAACUUUCACAUAUUGUAGAAGAUGGAAAUUAUCCAAGAUUACUCACGAUCACGGCAUCCAAACUUUUACAAACUUUUCAAUCAUAUAUAUGCAAGAUAGAUGGUAUCGACAUCAAAAGUUUGUUAAAUGAUGAUUUCGAUAUAGACGAAAAGACACAUAAAAUAGAAGAGGUUGCUUGGAAAGGACGAAAACUUCUCAUGAGGGAGGAUUUGAGUGAUGUUGAAGAUCUAUCUAUAAUGGAAGAAAGGCAACUAAAGGGCGCUUUGAGAGAUUAA
Molecule: messenger RNA, 2169 nt
Organism: Kluyveromyces marxianus DMKU3-1042
Lineage: Eukaryota; Fungi; Ascomycota; Saccharomycetes; Saccharomycetales; Saccharomycetaceae
Gene: NTO1
Product: Nto1p
Exons: 1
Coding region: 1-2169 (722 amino acids)
Biological process (GO): regulation of transcription by RNA polymerase II
Source: RefSeq, a predicted model, not a curated record